GCUAGAGAGUGUGAUGCCCGCUACCUAAAGAGGCACCGGCACCCUAGCACGCAGGUAUUCCCCAUGCCUCCUUCCGGAACUGCCUGUGGCCGCCUAUAGCAGUGUUCCAUGAACCUAAGGGAAGGCCAUCCCAUCCUGAGAAAAAAAACACAACCUUACCUAACCAACUUAACGACUCCAUCUUUUUAUUCUACUCCAUCUCGCAUCUUACUGUACCAUCCCUUUCUCGGGGUGCCCACCGCAAUCAAUCGCUCCGGGCUCCUUUUCGCCUGUCGCCAACCGCUCACUGACUCCGACUUUGAUUCUGUCUGCUCUCUUGCACUUCAAUACUCUUAUCGGUUCCGGAAUGAGGUAGCCGUUCGAAUACGCUCAGCUCCCUGACCGGACUGAGUCUGUGCCAGCGACCCGACCCCGUGAAAUCCACCUUCGUCGCAUUGCCAGCCACGCCCCUCGACCUUGGACCCCAUGAGCCGCGACCACAAGGCACCUGCUGGGCCUCGACCAGCCAACUUUUCUCCAACGCGAUUGUGAGCCUUUUCCAUCUGACAUUUUUCUGUUUGUUUCGUUCGUUUGACAUAUUGGCCAAUGCGUGUUGUGCGUACCGUUGUCAUUGUCAUAUCCAAGUCUUUUAUCGCCCUGCAUUUCUGCACAUGGCCAAGCUGACCUUGAUCUCUUUGUGACAGGGGCAAAACCGCCAACGCUCAGCCUCGACCACAUAUCCCCUCGACGAACCCUGGCUUUGCCUCCGACGAUCCAAUGCUCAGCGCAACUCCUUCCAAUAAUCAUUCCAUUUUUUCUUUUAGUCGUGAUGGAGAUUCAGGUCAAUUAAACGACUCGACUGCUUCUUUCGAUUUCUUGCCCUCUGUUAGCUUCGACGAUUUACAGAGUAGCAUCGAAUCCGCUUCAACAGACUUCAAACUGACCCAAUUCCCGUCUCCCAACGGCGAAGGGGGCAUCCUCGACACCCACGGGGUAGAUAACGCCAGUAUGUCUUCUAGAUCUCAAGUAGCUCCGUCAUCGAAUGGUGCUGCCACUCGAACUGCUGUCCAAACCAGCACUCGACCCGCUCGAUCAGGCUCGCUACUGCGUCGACCUAGUAAUUCUAACAGACCGCCUGCCAAUGCCUCCGGUGCUUCUGGUCCGACUGAUCAUAUCCACGGGCCGGGCGCUGCACGCUCUCGUCGACAAAGCCAAUACCCGCCUGUCUCCAAUACCGUCGUUCCAAAACCUCCUCGAAAGUCGAUCGGCCCAGGAAUUGUUGGCGAUGGGGACUAUGGAGCUCGACCUCCCCAGAAGCGGCGCCCCAGUCUCUUCUCUGAAGGGACGCCUGCCGGCUCGACGAGAGCUUCUAUGGACGGCAAUCCAUCGUGGCUCGAUAAUACAAGAAAUUUUCCCAACUCAAGGGCUGCGAAAUCCAAAUCAGUACAACCGCCACCACGACCAAAUCAAACCAACCUUGGUCUUGGUAACACCCUCACCCCAGAGCAGAACCGACACUCGACCCUGGCCCCGCGAUCACCUCGGGUCGGAGGCCGAUUGAGCACGCCGUCCUCCGCCAACAAGAGAGUUUCGAUGAUGCCCGGCGCCCACCAUUCAUCACAUGCGACUGGCCUCGGCGCGAGGACAAUUAGUCCCACUGAUACAAGGAGGAUGAAGCGACUCUCAACAAUGCCACAGUCAUUGAGUCUUGGUCAGAUUUCCACCCCUCCGCCUCCACCACCAGUGUCGAUGAACAAUCAACCUGAGAGAGCUGAAUCGAAAUCGCCUUCCAUGAUUCCAAGGCGAACUUCUGGUACCCCAUCAUCCUCGAGAACUACCCCAGACCUCCACCGUAAAUCCUUCAACUCAAAUCUAUCAGUUAACUCUGGCUUCAGCCUGAACUCGGCUAGAACAUCAACUGGAUCGUUACACCGUAUAUCUGGGUCUUCAUCUACGUCACGCUUGCCUGCACCAAAACAUACGACAGUCCACAAUCCUAUUCCAACUGAUGAUGACGAAUAUGUUCCGCCUGUCCCUGCUAUACCGAAAGCCUACGAGUCGCCGAAAGACUCGCCCGCAGACACUUAUUUCAUGGAGAAGAAAAAGACUGCGCUUAGCAACAUGGAUGUCAUGGGCAUGAACUCAAACUCUACUGGAGUCAUUUCUAUGCCUGUCUUUCCUGAGCCCACGAAGCUUCAGAGAAAGCCCAGCGCGCGAAAGAGCUAUGUGCCGAGUGUGGCCGCUGAGCCUGAUAGCAAGGCCACUCCUCCAAAUAAGCGACAUCUGCAACCUCUAAGACUGCCACCAAUCAACCUGGGACCUUUGAGCACCCCAACUGCUAACAAGAUUGCAGCGUUGCAAGACCACAGCAGUGUAGAUAGGCACGAAACUCCACCACCAGCCCGGCAAUUGCCAAAGACUCCCACAACCCCUAUGACAGCUUCCAAAAGCUCCUUCUUUGCCAAAAGUCGCCAUGGCGAUACUCCUGAGCUUCCAUCUCUCAGGAGCAGCAGUUCAAUUCAUCACACCCAUCUCACGCCUACACCUCCUGACGCUAGUUCGACUGAAUCGUCGUUAGCUUUCAAGGAACUUGAUCACAAGCAAAGCAUGUCACCUUUCUUGUCAUCCUCUUUACCGAAAGGCGGCGCGGACCAUGGUUUCUUGAAGAGGUCGAAGACGGGAGCCGACUUCAUGACUUUGGAUGAAAACAUGUUCCAAGAUCAAAUCCACCAGAAGCCUACGGGUCCUCGCGCGCCUAAAGAGGCAGAACCAACCCCCAAAUCUCCUCAACCGGAACAUUCGCUGGAUGAGCCACAAACACCCUCCUCCAUGAGCUCUAUUCGACGAAAACUCAGUCUUUCUUGGAAGCGUGGGAACUCCAAGAGCAAUAUUACUGCCCCUACAGAUGUGGUUGAGAAAGCCAGCGCGAAGCAGCCAGAGGAACCUAUGCCUCCUCCCAGGAUCCCUAUCUCCUCCACUUUAAACAACCUGUCAACUCUCAAGCAAGCCAGUCCUUCCCCAACCGUGAAGCAGCCUCCUGGAGGGUAUCUUGAGUCGCGGAGGCGAAAGAGCUCUGGUGGAAGCCUCAAUGGGUUCAUCUCCCACGACAAGACAAAAAGCGAAUCUUGGACUGCGAAAAAAACAGUGCCAGACCCUUCAACAAUGCCCGUUGGUCGAAAUACUUCAGUUAUGCAGAAAAUCCUUCGCCCCAGGAAUUCUUCUGGCAUGUCGAAGGGCCCCGACUCAUACUCUGCAGACCUCGACAAGGAUGAUAUGGCAGCAGAAGAAGAGAUGGCUAAGUUGGGUUCCAGGCGCAAAGAGACGGAUGUUGCUGCUAGAACCCUGGACGCGCUCAGAAAGCGAGCCACCCCCAAAGAGCGAGUUGGCGCUCACGAAGCAAUUCGUAUUGCCAUGCUCAAUAUUUAUGAGAGGGGCGAAAUUGUGGACUAUACCGAUGUGUACUUUUGUGGGACACAGAACGCCCACAAGGUUGUAGGCGAUCUCCAGUCUGAUGCACCCAACUUUGGAUACGACGACGAGCGUGGCGAUUAUACCAUUGUGCCUGGAGACCACCUUGCAUAUCGAUAUGAGAUCAUUGAUGUUCUCGGAAAGGGAAGCUUUGGACAAGUCGUUCGAUGCAUUGAUCACAAGACUGGUGGUCUGGUAGCUAUCAAGAUCAUAAGGAACAAGAAAAGAUUCCAUCAACAAGCUCUUGUGGAGGUCAAUAUUCUGCAAAAGCUUCGUGAAUGGGAUCCAAAGAAUAGGCACAGCAUGGUCAACUUUACACAAAGUUUCUAUUUCCGUGGUCAUCUCUGCAUCUCUACAGAAUUACUUGACAUGAAUCUCUACGAGCUCAUCAAAGCCCAUGCUUUCAGAGGAUUCUCUAUCAAGAUCAUUCGGCGCUUCACCAAGCAGAUUCUCAGCUCACUCAAUCUGCUCAAGCAGCACAAAGUCAUUCAUUGUGAUCUCAAACCCGAAAAUAUUCUCUUGCGACAUCCCCUUCAUGCGGAAAUCAAGGUCAUUGACUUUGGCUCCAGCUGUUUUGAAAAUGAGAAGGUGUAUACUUAUAUUCAGUCUCGUUUCUACCGAUCACCAGAGGUCAUCCUUGGCAUGACCUAUGGUAUGCCGAUUGACAUGUGGAGCGUUGGCUGUAUCCUGGCAGAACUAUAUACUGGGGUCCCUAUUUUCCCUGGAGAAAACGAACAAGAGCAACUUGCCUGUAUCAUGGAGGUCUUUGGGCCUCCUGAAAAGCACUUGAUUGAAAAGAGCACUCGAAAGAAACUGUUCUUCGAUUCAAUGGGCAAACCCCGUCUUACAGUAUCGUCUAAAGGCCGCAGACGUCGCCCUUCUUCCAAAACUCUAGGCCAGGUACUCAAAUGCGACGACGAGGUCUUCAUAGACUUUCUGCAUAGGUGCUUACGUUGGGACCCCGAACGACGCAUGAAACCUGAGGACGCGAUUCGGCACGAGUUCAUUACUGGGCGUAAGAUGCCCGUCCCUCGUAUGCCGCCAACUCGCGAAUCAUCACCCAUGAAGCGGCAUAACACAAUUUCGACGCCACGGCCUCUCCCAGAACCUCCAGGUGCUAGUGCCAAACCCCCAAUGUCUCUGCGAACCGGAGCCAGCCCUCACAAACUAGUCUCUGGUGGUGUGCGAAAGACUUCCGGGACCACGGGACCUAUUGGCUCCAUGCCAACCAAACGAACGAGCGCUGGUACGACUGGACUUGCACAAGGAGCAAGUGGCUUGCCUCGAGCUGCUGGUAGGAGUGUGAGCGCGAAGCAGGACCUGGCCGCUGCGGGUGCAACAGCCGCAAUGAGUCGACGAACAUAGUUUUUAUUUGGAGGAUGCCUUUUUAUCAUGAUUGGAGUUCAGGUUGCGUUAAACAUUUUGUUUUGACCAUUGUGCAUCUUUGGGUAACUGAUGCACUAUGCAACGGCGUUGCCAGGGACAGUUUGACUUUGGUCUUCGCCUUACAAACAAAAACUGCAUGGAUUUUACGAGGGUGGGCGAAGGCAUGGAGGAUGCAGAAGAGGGAAGAUGGGAUUGGGGCACAUGAUACAUCUCGAUCAUUCAUUUCAAUCCUUGUUACCACGCCUACACGAUGACCAAAGACGUCUGCUUUCCGGCCCCUUUGCGAUGGAUCUGCGGGAGGCAAAUUCGUGAUACAACGAGACGGUGAUUAGUGAGUCAACUUAGCUUGAGAUUGGGCGGCAACUGUUUUGGGAAGGGGGUAUAUCACGAGAUUUGACGACUGUUUCAACUCAACUCAAUAGAUGUCGUUGUCCGCAUCGAAUCGGAGAGUAUAGAAGUUAAGGGGGCUCGCAAGAAGGGUUCGGACACCCAGAUAGAGUAUGGCUAACACCAAUGAGCCUUCCAGGCAUUCAGAUAACUUUACUCAUAAUGGAACAUUCGAGGCUAGAUUCAUUGUUGACUCUUGAUUAUUGACUGAGGCCUCCCUUCCAUGAGUACAAUUAUUGGUGCUUGUGCAAGAGCCGCUAACAUGUACGACGUCAGAUGCUUAUUUGAUCGUCAAACAGCUGAGGUUCCGAAGCUCGAAGGAUGGGACAAUUUCGAGACACGUCGCCGCGGUUGCAGAUCAGCCUUACGCCUUAUGAUGUCGGACAGAUGACGGGCCACGCCUAGGAUCACGAAUAGGAUCGCGGCUGCGUCAAGAUCAAAAGAAGAGGCGCGAGGCAUGGCGGCAAAUGUUGUGCCGGGGGGUUCAUGUAACGGUCUUGUGCUAACUGUAAGCGGCGACAUCUUUCGCUGGAAGGGAAAGAUGGGUAGGGUUGAGGAUGUAAACGCAUCGGCAAACAGCCGCGCCGCCAAAUGGAAAAGCUAGGCGAUGGUGCAGGGAGCCAUGCCCCUUGAUCAAUAACGUCGGUCUCGGCGAGUGGGAAACAGAUGUUCAGAAAGGGGUGGAUGUGAAGAUGAUUGGCAAAUCAACGACGGGAGCUGGGUUCAUCUUAAUAUUAGAAACGGGUCCGGCCGAGAGUUCAGUCUGACAUCUGUCACAGUAUGCUCAAACGACUGCAUGUGUGCCGGUAUCGUAUUAGUUGGGUUCAUGAGUCCAAGGCAGACUGAGCUCAAUAUGAGUGUCCCUAGAAAGAAUCAAGAUGCACAAAGGUGGGUCAUCAGAAUGCCUUGCGUCUUAUUGUAACCGGUAUGACUUUUUUGGGCGUUAAGUAGUCGCUGCAAGAGAACAG
This is a messenger RNA of Fusarium odoratissimum NRRL 54006, 6188 nucleotides long. RefSeq names its product CMGC/DYRK/DYRK2 protein kinase. NCBI's taxonomy places the organism in Eukaryota, Fungi, Ascomycota, Sordariomycetes, Hypocreales, Nectriaceae. Gene Ontology annotation, molecular function: protein serine/threonine kinase activity; ATP binding. Gene Ontology annotation, biological process: peptidyl-threonine phosphorylation; peptidyl-serine phosphorylation. The transcript is spliced from 2 exons. The record is from RefSeq and is a predicted model, not a curated record. Bases 757 to 4812 code for a protein of 1351 amino acids.